Uncinocarpus reesii 1704 is the source of this 1116-nucleotide messenger RNA. RefSeq lists its product as uncharacterized. Lineage: Eukaryota; Fungi; Ascomycota; Eurotiomycetes; Onygenales; Onygenaceae. Gene Ontology annotation, biological process: tRNA threonylcarbamoyladenosine modification. Bases 1 to 1116 code for a protein of 371 amino acids. The transcript has 2 exons. The record is from RefSeq and is a predicted model, not a curated record. Gene Ontology annotation, cellular component: EKC/KEOPS complex; cytoplasm.
AUGAUUGCCAUUGGCCUGGAAGGCUCAGCUAACAAAUUGGGAGUAGGUAUUAUCUUGCACCCCGACGAUGGCGGCGAACCGCAAGUCCUCGCCAAUAUUCGUCAUACCUAUGUCUCCCCGCCCGGAGAAGGAUUCCUGCCAAAGGAUACAGCGAAGCACCACCGCCAGUGGGUAGUAACCCUCGUCAAAGGUGCAUUGAAGGAAGCGAAAAUUGGUGUUGAUGAUGUUGAUUGUAUCUGCUAUACCAAGGGUCCCGGGAUGGGCGCUCCGUUACAAAGUGUAGCAUUGGCGGCGCGGAUGCUAAGCUUACUCUGGGGGAAAGAGUUGGUCGGAGUUAAUCACUGCAUUGGACAUAUUGAGAUGGGUCGCUAUAUCACCGGCGCGCAAAAUCCAAUUGUCCUCUACGUAUCUGGCGGAAAUACCCAAGUCAUCGCUUACAGCUCUCAACGAUAUCGUAUUUUUGGGGAAGCUCUUGAUAUUGCGGUGGGCAAUUGCCUUGAUCGUUUUGCUCGCACAUUGCAUAUUUCUAAUGAUCCCGCACCCGGAUAUAAUAUUGAACAGCUAGCCAAAAAAGGGAAGAGGUUGGUUGAGCUGCCCUAUACAGUGAAGGGAAUGGACUGUUCGUUUUCAGGAAUCUUGGCUACCGUGGACGGGCUAGCUGCGGCGUAUGGAUUGCGUGGAGAGCAAUCAGAGACGGAAAAUGUUGACGCCGAUACUAAGAAAGCAGCCCUCAAACUCAAAGUCGAUUCCCUGGACAAUGAAGAGGGUGGUACGCCUACCCGAGCGGACCUUUGCUUUUCCUUACAGGAAACAGUCUUCUCUAUGCUUGUCGAGAUAACAGAGCGUGCAAUGGCACAUGUCGGUUCCAGAGAAGUUCUUAUUGUUGGUGGCGUGGGAUGCAACGAGCGGUUACAAGAGAUGAUGGGCAUUAUGGCGCGCGAUCGAGGCGGAAAUGUAUUUGCGACAGAUGAACGUUUCUGUAUUGACAACGGAAUCAUGAUCGCACAGGCAGGAAUUCUGGCUUAUAAAACAGGAUUCAGAACAAAGCUGGAGGAUUCGACCUGCACGCAGAGAUUUAGAACUGAUGAGGUCUUCGUGCAAUGGAGGAAUGAUUGA